CCCAGGAUUAGCACGGAGACGUCGCGAGCCACUCCUGCCAGUCAUCAGCUGACGAAAUAAAUGACCUGCAAAACUUCAACUUGAGACUUUCUGCGUUUAUCUUGCAUUGAACGAUGAACUCCAACACCAAACCAUCACGGUUCCCCUCCAUCCACAUCCUUCUCUUCCUCGUCAUCCCGCCUGCGGUUUUCUCAUUCUCACGACCCCACUGGAUUCUUCAGCGCGUCCCCGCGGUCCUCCCGGAGCAAAGCGAGAGUCGGCCGGCCCCACGUUUCCUGUCCCAAGCCCGCCUUGAUGUCACCUCCCCCUGUGACCCAGAAUGCCACAAAACGGCACCCCAGCCCAGCUACCGGGACCUACGUCAGUUUCUGGCCUACGAGACGCUUCACUCCGACGGUCGGCUCACUGAGACCGCCGUUGGGAUCUACGGAUAUAACCUCGGGUCCAACAAAAGUUCUGCAUACUCCUCUCGGCCGUCCGGGAAAGCCGAACGGUCGCAUACCAGACGGAAGCGCCAGAUCUUCGGUCACGACGGGCGCUACAGCAUCGCAGGGCACAACUUUGUGCUUAAAUAUCCUUUUUCCGCGGCUGUCAAACUGUCCACCGGCUGUUCCGGUACUUUGGUCGGGAACCGGCACGUUCUAACGGCCGCUCAUUGCGUUCAUGACGGUAAAAACUACGUGAAGGGUGCCCAGAGGCUCAGAGUGGGCUUUCUAAAAUCCAAACAACGAGACAUCCAGUCUUUGAUUUCUAACUUGACCAACCAUAUUGAGGGUGGUCCAAACGACGCCGCGAUACUGUCGGAGAAAAUGAAGUUCCAGUGGAUCCGAGCCAAGCGCACGCAUGUGCCCAAGGGAUGGAUCAAAGGUAAUGCCAAUGACAUCGGGAUGGACUAUGACUACGCUCUCUUAGAACUCAAGAAAGCCCACAAACGGCAUCACAUGAAGUUGGGCGUCAGCCCUCCUUCUCGCAGGCUGCCCGGGCGACGGGUACAUUUCUCGGGAUUCGACAACGACCGUCCGGGACAGCUGGUGUAUCGUUUCUGUAAAGCCGGGGAGGAGACGUCAGAUCUGCUCUACCAGCACUGCGACGCCCAGCCCGGGGCCAGCGGGUCCGGGGUCUACGCCCGGAUGUGGGACGGACGGCGUCGGCGCUGGGAGCGCAAGGUGAUUGGUGUGUUCUCCGGGCACCAGUGGGUGGAGCGCCAAGGGGCGUCUCAUGAAUUUAACGUCGCUGUGAGAAUCACGCCUCUGAAAUACGCUCAGAUCUGUUACUGGAUAAAAGGCAACUUUGUGGACUGUCGCGAAGGGUGAGGUCGGACAUUGAAGCAAUAAACAAAAAGAACUCCAAAUAUCACUGAAGUAAAAAGUUGCAGAUGCAAAAUUAUUAUGACGAUUGAGGGCCACCCAAAUACUAAUCAGUGACAGUAUUGACCCAAAAUAGCCAAAAAGCACUUUUCCUAUCCAAUAAGGCUACGGCUUUGAAGCUCCUCCCCCAGUUGAACACUUGCUUGGCCCCAAGACUGAAUUUCCAAUUAUUGGAUGAUAGAAUCCCUCAAACAUUGGCAAUCAAGCAAGUUUGUUACCAUUGAAAUAUGCAACCAAGAUUAGUCAAUUGACAUCCUAAGACACACCAGAGGCAAGUGACAAGUAUUUGUUUCGAGGGGCAAUGGACCUUUCCAAUGGCGACCUUAAGCUCCGCCUCCUUAGCCACGUCCCACAAGCUUCCAAAAUGGCGAUUGAACAGAACAUGUUUGAAGUCGAUUCUCUAUCGCGUAUUCCGGAUAAUAUUGGGGUAUGUUUUUUGCCAAAUGGGUCAGAUUUGCCCAAGAGUGCUCUACAGAGAGGUCUCAACUAUUUCACGCAAGGAUAUGUAAACGGAAUUAAGAUUUUGGACGCAUUGUCAGAGUUACAGCGAAAUGUUGGCGAUCGAUGCAAAAAAGUUUGACGCCUCACAAACGUCAUAUUGAAAUCCGACAGGAUAAAAUAGUGGAAUCGUACUGUGCAUGUAAAGCAGGGUGAGUACUUUUUACUUGGAAAGAUCACGAGUAAUAUCAUUGUAGUGCUUAGAAGUGAGUGGGUGGUUUCAUUCGACCCAGUGCUCUUGUCUUAAAAGUCCGAUGUGAUCCAAAUGGGGAAAUUGACAUUUCUCUUGCGUGAUAUCGCGCAUUUACGUAUCACUAACCCGACUCUUUGGCAUAAAACAUGACACACUUCAUUCAGCAGGUCAGUGAUACACUAACAAAGUAAAAGUUGUUCUCCCGCAGUCUAUAAAGCACUAAUAAUAAUGAAAUCAAACUCAAGAGAAGAUACUUCUCCCGCCACUUACCUUCGAACAUACAGCCUUGUUUUUGUUGCUAUUGUCCAUAUUGAGUUGCACGUGCGUUCUUCCGCGAGCCUUAAUCCAUCGUAGACACUCGGUCAACUGUGUUUUAGGCUUUGGAAAAUAAAUCAAGCGGGCCCCUUGUAACCUAGCCGUAUCUCUUUCAUCAGAAUUGCACGUUCCCCGAGCGCAUCUGAGGACCAUUUUCUUCGUAACAUUAACGUUUCCAAGCGCACGCUAGUGACAACCGGCAUUGCUUGUGGGACAAUGUGGCGAGGGGGGCGUGGCAAGCCAGGGGUUAAGACAAUGCGGCUAUCUGAUUGGCUAUUAUUGUACCAGCGAUUGACAGGUCGGAACGGUCCAUUAACAGUGGUGCUUUGACAUAAAAGUGUCCCAACUCACUAGGUUUUUUGCAGAUACAAGUGUUAGUUUUGAUUUUCAUGGAAAAAAUUAAGAUGAGCGGCAGUAUGGUUUAUAGUGAAACUUUUUCUAAAAAUGGGCUUCAGACUUUUUGCCACUCAGUUUAAGAUGAAUUAUGCCGUGUUUAUUUGAAAGCAACACACACACACACACACAUUGCAGCUUUGCCGUAUUCAAGUCUGCUAGAUUAAUGCUAACAAUGCAGUGACAUAGAAAGGCUAAUAAAUAGCAUCUAUGUGGGAGUGUUAAGGUGGCCAAAUCACACACUCCAGGAACUAGAGUAUAUUAAUCGAGAUGCAGUUUCAUUGUUUGCAUUCCAUUUAAUAUUGUUCACAGUUUUAUAAAGGACGUUAUAGAUGUACUUUCCUCAUUUUAAAAAAAUACACAUUGUUGGAAGGUAAGAUCAGAUUUUGUUCCGUGCUUUCAACAGGAAGAUAAUUUGAGAUUCAAGUGUUAAGCGUUGCCAGCUUUGCGACGGAAUCAAUUAAACAUAUAUCAAGGCACCACUGUAUGCCCAAGCCGUCAAGAAAUAUUAUAAUCCUCUGGAGCGUCCGGAAUACACCGAAAAGGAACGUCAGGCCUGCAAACAUUUUUUUUUCUUUUUAAUGCAACGAGUUAUUGCACUGUAUGAACUUUUUCUCCAGCUCUACUUCUAUUUUUAUGAAUGUACACAUGAGCAACCAAAGGUGUCAUUUGAUUGUGUCCAAAUAGUUAAUUGUAUUAGUGAAUGUUUGGAAUGCUGACCAUUUGCUAUUGUGCAUAAGUUUAUUUGUUUUUUGUUUUUAAAGUUCAGCUUCAAUUGCAAAGUGUCGCUAUACAAAAUCGUGUAUUUCAAUUAUUUGGACACAAGACAUAAAAUAAGCAAAGGAGAGCUCAGUAGAUGCUUUUUGUCUGCCACCCUCUUGUGGUAGUUGCAAGUAUUUCCCCUCCUCCCCUUACUCUUCCCUUUAAUAACAUUUGUGGAAUUGUAUUAUUGCGUUCGGAAAUUGAAUAACUGGCAAAUAAAUGAAAAAAAAAAUGCUCGAUUAUACAAAUGCACAAGUGUGUUCAUUUUAACGCCAUGUUUUAUUUCAGAUGACAAAAAAAAAAAGAUCCUCAGGGUGAAACGAAUACUGUAAAAAGCCGAAAUAUGAGGACCACCUCCUUGAACAACAGAGUCGUGAUGCUGGAUAUGUGAUACACUACAGAAACAAUUGACGCCGGCGCGUUGUACAACAAACACCCCCCCCUUUCAUGCUAUCGGAAGCAAGGGAAAGAAGUCAAAAAGUGACUCGUUGAUUAUUUUGUUAAAUAAAAUUCCAAUUGUCAAAACCUCAACGGCGCUUCUCAGGGGCUUUCCGCAAACCAACAAAAGUAGGCAGAAUGUGUUUGAGGAAAGCACUUAUGUGGGCAGCAAAAUAAAAUAAAAAGGCAAAAGCUGAAGCUCUUUCCUAUCAAGGUUUACUAAAUAUUGGGGCAGGUGCUGUCAUGAUGAGAGAAUUUCUUUCGAGUCAACAGCACUACCUUCUGGACACUUUUUUCAAAUUAUUUUUUUUACAUUCAAGUUGACACGAGCCAACUGCACUCGUAGCUCACCCAAAACUGCAAGGCACAAGAGGCAAAUUCCGAUUCCUCCCGAGCCACACUCAUCCUGAAUAUACCAGAUUCCGUCGGUUUAUUGUAUGCGUUUUAUCAUUCAGGCGUUUAAAUGAACCGCCAAAGAAAUGCUUGGCCGGUGGAUUUGAAUGCGUGUUGAAAAAAAAGUCAGACGGCGCAACUUAAGGCAGAAGGAGGCAUAAACAGCUUGACUUAAAAAAAAAAAAAAAAAAAAAGGCAGCAUGCAAAUUGAAGCAUAGGGACAACUGGAGAAAUAUGGGACUAUGACUAAUAUAAAGAUUAAGUCACAUGAGAGGAUAUGAUGCCUUCAUAUGUACUUGAUAUGUUUUUAAUUAUAUUGUAUUGAUCUUCUUUACAAGAAAGCAUCCAUCUUAAGGGGUUGAUACAGUUUUGCAUCUCUGAGUAAUUGCUUGCGUGAAGUUGAUAUAAAAAGGAGAAAAGUGAAAUGUACUUUGUGGUUUCUGCAACUUCUCAGACAAUGAAAAAUUGAGUGUGCGACUGCGGAUGUAGAUUAGUGCCACCAGGAUUUGAAUUUGAACACAUUUUCAAUAGUUGCUACAAUUCGCUGUCUAAAAAUUCAUCUUCUGUGCCACCGGGAAGAACAGCCAGCCAAUCGCAGUCUCGCUUUCUUGGUAUGUGGUGUCACGUGACUAAGAAAGCCUAACUGCGAUUGGCUGGCUGUUUAGUUUUGACCUGAAGUAACCCUGCCUGGUGGCACAGACAGUGAAUUUCAGACAGCGAAUUGUAGCCAGUUGAAUUAUUAACAUUGAAAAGUUACACUGAAAUACAGCUAUUGAAAAUGUGAUCACUUUACAUUUCAAAUUCAAAUCCCAUCAAAUCCUAUUUCACUUUAAAUUUCAAUUCCUAUUUGACUUUACAUUUCAAAUUCAAAUCCUAUUUAACUUUACAUUUCAAAUUCAAGUCCUGGUGGCACUAAUCUACUUCCAUAUGCGACACCAUAUUGGGGUGAAAUGAUCUGUAUGAGCCCCAUAACAUUCAAAUCAUAAAUUAAUCUGAGUUCACUGGUUUACAGUACUUUACCAAGUACACCCUUUUUUUUUUUCCUCCCCUGUCGGUAAAUACCAGCUAACAUGCCUGCAAAUGAUAAAAGAACUGAGAUGAACUCUCUUGCACUGACAGAAACUGAAAUUUUUCAUUGCACACAUCCUUUGGUUGAAGAUCAAGAAUUGGUGGCAGACUUUCUUUUUUGGUGUAUUUGCUCAGUUAAAGUGUACUUUGAUAUAUUUUCCCAUUUUUUUCCCCUUUCGUCUGUAAUGCAGUUUCAGUAUAGGACUGUAAGGUAAGUUUCUUUCGGCUUGUCCCUUUCGGGGUCGCCACAGCGUGUCAUCUCAGAUGAACGCACAUAUGUUUGGCACAAUUUUUACGCCGGAUGCCCUUCCUGACGCAACCCUUCUCAGGGAGUGGAGGCCCCAGCGGGAUACGAACCCACAACCCCUGGUUUAUCAAACCAGUGCUCUAACCACUGAGCUACAGGGCCUCCCUUUUCAGUAUAGGACUGUAAUUCACUUAAACAUUGUCAUGUCCAUCUGGUAUACUACGUUGAUGAAAAAUGGUGAAGUUUCUAUCUAACUUUAACCAUUUGCAGUACACAAAAAAUUGCGAUAACCACAUUUUUGGGGUGGGGCUACAGAUGAGCACUUUGAUUAUUCAAUAAACAACAUGAAGAACUACCAACUGGAAGAGUUUUAGUUAUGGCGCUGUAAUAGGUUCAGAAAUACAGGUGGCCCAUAUUACUCCAGUUGCCCGUACUGCCGAGAAUACAUGAACUGGUAAAGCGACAGCCAGAUGUGCGUGACUCCGACAGGCGGCUGAGCAUUCAAGCACCGAUAUCAUUAAAUACAUUUUUGAAAAUGACAUUCAAAAUGUAAAGUGAGGUGUCACCCUCAGAACUUGAGCCUAAACUGCCCGAACCAGAUCGUCGCAAGGACUUCAUGCCAAAACGCUGGAAGAAAAAGCGACGGCACAGUGUACCACUUUUAAAGCGUCCGUGGCUGGAGGUGCGGGGGGCUUGUGAAGAACCGAGGUCACAGCCUAUGAUGACGAAAAAAAAAAAAAAAAAAAAAAAAAAGAA
Molecule: messenger RNA, 6430 nt
Organism: Syngnathoides biaculeatus (alligator pipefish)
Lineage: Eukaryota; Metazoa; Chordata; Actinopteri; Syngnathiformes; Syngnathidae
Product: serine protease 23-like
Exons: 2
Coding region: 114-1313 (399 amino acids)
Biological process (GO): proteolysis
Molecular function (GO): serine-type endopeptidase activity
Source: RefSeq, a predicted model, not a curated record